Magallana angulata is the source of this 1393-nucleotide messenger RNA. Its product is annotated as mitochondrial 2-oxoglutarate/malate carrier protein-like. The transcript has 10 exons. Bases 79 to 1026 code for a protein of 315 amino acids. The record is from RefSeq and is a predicted model, not a curated record. Gene Ontology annotation, molecular function: oxaloacetate transmembrane transporter activity; sulfate transmembrane transporter activity; malate transmembrane transporter activity. Gene Ontology annotation, biological process: oxaloacetate transport; phosphate ion transmembrane transport; malate transmembrane transport. Lineage: Eukaryota; Metazoa; Mollusca; Bivalvia; Ostreida; Ostreidae.
UACCCGUUUUGUUUUAUUUUUACACAGCACAUUCAUAUUUUUUCUAUUUUUUCUGCACCCGCUUUUGUAACAUCAACGAUGUCAGAAAAAGGGAACAACAAGGCGCCCGCAGUGGGCAUACCCAAAUACAUGAAGUUUACCAUUGGUGGACUGGCCGGAAUGGGGGCUACAGUUUUUGUUCAGCCUUUGGAUUUAGUGAAGAACAGAAUGCAGCUAAGUGGUGAGGGUGGAAAAAGUCGUCAGUAUAAAUCCAGUGGGCAUGCUCUGAUUACAAUCCUGAGGAACGAGGGACUUUCUGGUAUAUACACUGGACUCUCAGCAGGACUUUUGAGACAGGCCACAUAUACAACAACAAGAAUGGGAAUUUACUCUUCAUUGUUUGAAAAAUUUAGUGUUGAUGGUAAACCACCGAGUUUUAUAAGGAAGGUCCUGAUUGGUGUGUUUGCUGGUGGAGUGGGGGCUUUUGUAGGAACUCCAGCCGAGUUGGCUCUCAUCAGAAUGACAGCAGACGGACGUCUCCCAGUUGAGCAGCAAAGAGGAUACAAAAAUGUUGUGGAUGCAUUGAGGAGAGUGUGGGCAGAGGAAGGAUUCGUGGCUCUUUUCAGGGGAAGUGGGCCUACAAUAGGGAGAGCUAUGGUGGUAAAUGCAUCCCAGUUAUCCUCCUACUCCCAAGUCAAACAGUUCUUCCUAGACAAGAAUGUUAUAAAGGACGGUUUACUACUGCACUUUGUAAGCAGCAUGAUCAGCGGCUUUGUAACAACUGUGUUUUCAAUGCCAGUAGAUAUUGUCAAAACUAGGAUUCAGAACAUGAAAACCAUUGAUGGAAAACCAGAGUACAAAGGAGCAACGGAUGUUUUUCUGCGAACUGUGAGGAAGGAAGGUUUUUUCAGUUUAUGGAAGGGAUUCUUGCCUUACUAUUUCAGACUGGGACCUCACACAGUUCUGACUUUCAUAUUCAUUGAGCAGAUGAAUAAAAUGUACGCAACAGUUGUUUUGAAGGACGCAUCUGCUGGUAGAGGUUUAUAAUUGUGGCAUUGGUAGGAUUUCUAUAUAAUUAUAGAUAUUAGAAAAAAAAUGUUAACUACAUUGUAUACGUACAUUGUAAAAGGCAAAAAUUACUCAUGAAAAUAAAAAUAAUUAGGGUUGAAUUCUGUUCUCCACAGUUGAAUGACAGGGAUUGUUUAUAUUCAUUUAUUUUGUACAAAUUGAUGGACAAAUUGGAGGUUUCUCAUUUUGAGGGCAGCUUAUACAAAAGGAUAGCAUAAUCAUUGUUUUAGUUAACACUGUGGUGCUAGGCAUUAAAUAUGUUGGGUUAAUUACAUGGCCUAUGAUACUUUGUAACAUUAUUUUGAUUUAAAAAUACAUAUGAAUUUUAUUUGAUAAUAAGAUUUUU